Messenger RNA from Prionailurus viverrinus (fishing cat), 4083 nucleotides. It is a transcript of the gene CCDC57, whose product is annotated as coiled-coil domain containing 57. Lineage: Eukaryota; Metazoa; Chordata; Mammalia; Carnivora; Felidae. The transcript is spliced from 21 exons. Bases 512 to 3904 code for a protein of 1130 amino acids. The record is from RefSeq and is a predicted model, not a curated record.
CAGCAGCUCUUGGGGCGCCUGGCUGGCUCCAUUGGUGGAGGCAAAGUGGCUCUUGAUCUCGGGGUUGUGAGUUGAAGCCCCAUGUUGGGUGGAGAUUACUUAAAUAAAUAAAGAAAAAAAGUCAGCAGCUCUUAGCUAGAAGAUGAUUCGGUUUCCCUUUACUUUAUUAUUUUAUUUUUCAUUUACUCCAUGUUUGUUUUUGUUUGUUUUGGCAAAGGGAUUUGGCAGGUGUAAAUUCACAUGGAAAAGUGCCGCACACCCCUCACUCCCCACAAGGGCCACUGGUGGAAUUCAGACCCACCCGUGGCUCAUCGCUCCUGUUUCAGAGUUUACAAAUGGUUGUGGGUGCUGUUUGGCAGUCAGUGAAGGGUGGGAAAACAGACUCGUGGUCACAGAUGUGUGAUUUUCAUCCAUCCCCUAGAUAUCCUUGAAGAUUGCGGGAGCUGAGUGCAGCUCAGGUGGCCCAUUCUCGGGGGGCUGGCGUUGAGCCCCCGUGUUGCGUGUAGAACAGAUGAGCCGUCACCUCUGGACUUGCCUUCGAGCACCACAAAAGAGAAGCGCCACUCCGCGAUGGAUUGGAGAUAAGAGAGCAGAGGAAGCUGCUCGAGUGCGGCGGGGGGAGCGCCCCCCGAGCGGAGCCGUGUGCGCGACGGGCGGGCCGCUGGCUCUCGGAAGCGUCUGGGCUCCAGUCCUCGCUCAGCUCCUUCGCCGCCUCGUUUUCUCAUCUGCAGAGUGGGAGAGCGCUUCGCGAGCCCGUUCAAAGGACCUGGCUCUCGUGGCUGCCCCGAUGAUGCUGCCGCCGCCCUCGGAGCAGGCCCUGGGCCAGCUGCUGGCUCGCAAGGAGGAGGAGUGGAGGGCGCUGCGGGCCCACCGCUGCCAGCUGCAGGAGGCCGCGCUGCAGGACGCGCACAGCCAGCUGCGCGAGGCGCAGGGGGCGCUGCGGCGCCUGCGGGAGGACUUCGUCUACAACCUGCAGGUGCUGGACGAGCGGGACCGCGAGCUGGAGCGCUACGACACGGCGUUCGCCCAGGCCCGGGCCCGGGAGGAGGCGCGGCAGGCGGAGGUGAGCGAGCUGAGGGUGGAGGCGGCCCGGCUGAGGCGGGCGCUGGCCAGCGAGGCCCGGCGGCUGGACGACCUGCAGCGGCGGCACCAGCUGAACUUGGAGGAGCACCGGCUGGAGCUGGAGCGCGCGCACAGUGAGAAGAACGGUGAGAUCGACCAGCAGCGGGAGCAGUAUGAAAACCUGAAAUGGAGGCUGGAGAGGAAGCUCGAGGAGCUGGAUGGUGAACUUGCUCUGCAGAGGCAGGAGCUGCUGCUGGAGCUGGAGUCCGAGAUGCAGAAGAGGGAGCACGAGUUCCGCCUGCAGGCUGACCGCAUGAGCAACGAGGUCCUGACACGCGAGCUCAAGGUUAAACUGUUGGACAAGGAGCUCGCGGCCCUGAAGGAAGCUGCAGCACAGGCCGCGGAGUCGCUGCGGAGCGCCGAGGCUGCGAACUCGGAGCUGCGGGACCAGCUGCAGCGCGGCGGGCAAGAGCUCAGGGACCUGGCGGCGGCCAAAGACGCACGGAUCAGGGACUUAGAAGGCCAACUUCACUCGGAGCAGCAGGCCAGGAAGAAGGAGGAGGAGGCGUUCAGGAGGAAGCACGAGGCGCUGGACCACCUGGCCAGGGAGAAGGACGCAGUGCUGGCGGCUGUGAAGGGUGCCCAUGUGGAGCAGCUGCAGGCGCUGGAGGCCAGGGCGCUGGAGUUGCAGGCCCACGGCGACAGCCUCGAGCUGCAGCUCCGCGGGGCAGAGCGGAGGCAGGCCGAGGCCUUGAAGGAGAAGGACGCCGCCAUGGACAAACUUCGUGAAGAGGCGUCGGCUCUAAAAUCGGGCUGGGAUGCCCAGGUCGCCCAGCUGUCCAAGGACCUGAUCUCCAAGGACCUUCGGAUUCAGGCGUUGCAGGAAGAGGCAGUGGAGCUCAAGGCACAGCUGGCCAGGUGCCAGCAGGACGUCGGAAGGUAUAAGCAGCAGCUGCUGGCGGCGGCGGAGCGGGAGCAGUGCCUGGAACGCGACAAGGUGCAGCUGGAGCUGGACUGGCGACACCGCUGUGACAGUCGCGAGAGGGACCACUACCGUGCGUCUGAGGACUUGCUGCAGGCUCUGACUGCCGCGCGGGACCAGGUUGCUGCCAAGCUCCAGGAGACAGAGCGGACGCUGUGUGACCAGGAGGUGGUGCUGAAGGCCUUGACCCUUGAGAGAGACCAGGCCGUGCAGGCGUUGAGGACACGCGGACUUCUUCCUGACAAGGAGGUGCUCCUAAGGCAUCGUGAAGAAGAAGUAAGUGAAAGUUUUCCAUCUAGUGAGAUCCAGAGGCUCCAGGAGCAAAACGCAAGCUUACGACGCGCUGUUGCAGAGAUGAGGGAGGAAAUGGAGACCCUGAACGACCAGGUUCUUCCUCCUGAGCAGUCAGGGGGUCAGCCCUCUGACCCCGCACAGCCCCUUCCAAAGGCAGCAGCUGAGGCCACGGCUCCUGAUAACAUCAUGGUCCUCGAAACAGAAAUCAGAAAUCUGAAGCAUAAAUUUAAAACCCUGGAAGGACAGGUAGAAGAUGUGUUAGAUCCUUCGAAGAUGUCCUCAUCUCACUCUGACGUUCAAGCCAGCGUCCACAUCUUGGCUGAAGUGCCUGGAGGAGCCAUGCCGGCCGAUGGCACACCCAUGGAUCUAGCGCUCGGGAGGCUCAGAAACAGGACAUAUCUCCUGAACUUCCUGGUGGCCCGGCUCAGGCAGAAGGUGCUGCAGAAACCCCUGGGCGCGGACACCGUCCAGCACAAGCUGCCCCACGAGGUGGGCCAAGUGCACCUGGAGGCUUUGGAGCUGCAGAAGCAGGUGGCUGAGCUCGAGGAGCAUAUCGGGAGCCACUGGCGGUUACGCGCCUUGGACCAGGUGGCCCUUGCGAGGCAGGUCCCUGCAGACCAAGGACCCAUGGGGACCAAUGACCAGAAGCCACAGCCCCCGCAGGUGUCGUCUGUGCCCCGACUCCAGAGGAAACUGAAGGAGGCGGCCCGAGAAAUCGUCCGCCUCCGCCUGGAGAAGGAGCAGCUCCUGGAGACAGGAAACAGGCUCCGAGCAGAGCUGGGCCGCGGCCCAGAGAGAGUGCCCUUCGGGACGGUUAGUGAAGGUGUUGAUUUCUGCUUUGAGAAGCCGUGUCAGGCCACACGCAGCCGCGGGACGUCUUGUGUGCGCGUCACCCCCCACCGCGUGCUGCAGGAGAGAGGGAAACCACCUCAUCAACCGCUGCCCACUCCUGAGGCCUGGAACCAGAGUGGAGCACCCUUGGGGCAGGUGAAGCCCCACUCUGCAGCUCAGCAGGGCUCUAAGAGCGCCGAGAUAGAACGUUCCUCUGGACACCCCGGGGAGGCCCGGCCCCACCUGGCCCAGAGCGUCAGCAGAAGGUCCAGUCCGCCAGGCUGCACAGCAGGAGCUGAGGCCGGGUCGGGGCAGAGGCAACACGGGAUCUCCAGGGCGACUUACAGAUCAGCUCGGCAGAAGGAAAGCCGGUCCCCAAAGCCACACCUGGCUCAAGAAUCCCGUGAGGAAAAGAGCCACCACACCCGAAGCUCCUCAUCACCAGCCAGUGGUCCCCUCCGGGACACGUGGAAGUUACUGGACCUGGGAUCCAGCCCCUCCGGCCUCACGUCCCAGGACGACUCUGUGCCAGAGCUCACAGCACCUCCAGCAGCCGACAGCCUCGGACACCCUGACGGGAGCCCCGUGGGCGCACAGGCUGCCCUUGCCAUCAAAGGGGUGAAGACAGAAGCCCAGGCCAAGGCCAGGCCCUCCAGAACUGCCAGGGCUCACCCUGCAAAAACUAAAUGCUGCCAGAGGCCCCCCAAGAUCCGUAACUACAACUUAAAGGACUGAGUUCCCCUGUCGGAGCUUGGGGCCCCAAGCUUCGAUCACGCGGCAGGGGUGUGAGUGCGCAAGCAUCCAUGUGUGCACGAGCGUGGGGUGCAGGCAGAGAGCUUCGGAGCAGGCUCCCCAGAGCCACCGAGGUGCCCCACUGACCAGCCUGGAGCCAUUAAAGCCCGUGCCUCCCGUGC